This is a messenger RNA of Vigna radiata var. radiata (mung bean), 1437 nucleotides long. Its product is annotated as GDSL esterase/lipase At1g29670. Gene Ontology annotation, molecular function: hydrolase activity, acting on ester bonds. The coding region runs from base 100 to 1197 and encodes 365 amino acids. The record is from RefSeq and is a predicted model, not a curated record. The transcript is spliced from 5 exons. Lineage: Eukaryota; Viridiplantae; Streptophyta; Magnoliopsida; Fabales; Fabaceae.
CACCUUCCAUAUUCAAUUACUCACACAUGCUAUCUUCCAUAGCUACCUAGUUUCACUCUUUCCACUUCCUCACAAGUCAAACCCACCGUUUCUUGCUCAAUGGCAGCCUUAGAUCUCACAACUACAACCAUCUUGGCACUGCUUGUGGUUCUUGGCUUGUGCAGUGGAGUUCAUGCUGCACCACAAGUGCCAUGCUACUUCAUUUUUGGUGAUUCCUUGGUUGAUAAUGGGAACAACAACGAGCUUCAAUCUUUGGCUAGGGCUGAUUACCUGCCUUAUGGGAUUGACUUCCCUGGUGGACCUUCUGGCAGGUUUUCCAAUGGGAAAACCACUGUUGAUGGAAUUGCUGAACUCUUGGGAUUCGAUGAUUUGAUACCUUCAUAUGCUGAAGCUAGUGGCGAUGAUAUACUUAAAGGAGUCAAUUAUGCAUCUGCUGCUGCUGGAAUUAGAGAGGAAACUGGACAGCAACUGGGAGCGCGCAUUAGUUUUAGUGGGCAGGUGCAAAAUUAUCAAAGCACUGUGAGCCAAGUGGUAUCUUUACUAGGAAAUGAGGACUCAGCUGCAAAUUACUUGAGCAAGUGCAUAUAUUCAAUUGGGUUGGGUAGCAAUGAUUAUCUAAACAACUAUUUCAUGCCUCAAUUCUAUACAAGCAGCAGGGAGUACACACCAGAUCAGUUUGCAGAUGCUCUUAUUAGUGCAUAUAGUGAUCAGCUAAAAACUUUGUACAACUAUGGAGCAAGAAAAAUGGUGCUGUUUGGAAUAGGCCAAAUAGGUUGCAGCCCAAAUGAGUUGGCCAGAAACAGCCCAGAUGGUAAAACAUGCGUUGACAGAAUCAAUGUUGCAAACCAAAUGUUCAACAACAGAUUGAAAGGUCUCACUGACCAAUUCAACAGCCAGAUGCCUGAUGCAAGAGUCAUCUACAUAAAUUCGUAUGGUAUCUUUCAAGAUAUUAUAAGCAACCCUGCAGCCUUUGGUUUCAGUGUCAUCAAUGCUGGGUGUUGUGGGGUAGGAAGGAACAAUGGUCAAAUUACAUGUCUGCCAAUGCAAACUCCAUGCCCUAACAGAAGAGAAUACUUGUUUUGGGAUGCUUUUCAUCCUACUGAGGCUGGAAAUCUAAUUGUAGCUCAAAGAGCAUACAAUGCUCAAUCUGCAUCAGAUGCUUACCCUAUGGAUAUCCAACACUUAGCUCAGAUCUGAUCUCUAAGAUGAACAUGGUCUAGUGGGGUAGUGGCCAUAAGCUGUGCCACAACCACAUCUAAUGUUCUUGGAAUGUGUUAUUUAUUUAUUUUCAGUCAUAAGAUCUUGAGUUUUCUCUCAUCUUUUUCUUACAUAUUCAUAUAUGCUAAGUGUUCAUGUGGAUUCAUAAGUAUAUGUGUAAUUGUGACCAAGCUUUUGGAAGAUUACUUAUUUAAUUACAGUGAAUAAUCUGUUGUAGCU